Molecule: messenger RNA, 1323 nt
Organism: Lindgomyces ingoldianus
Lineage: Eukaryota; Fungi; Ascomycota; Dothideomycetes; Pleosporales; Lindgomycetaceae
Exons: 2
Coding region: 1-1323 (440 amino acids)
Source: RefSeq, a predicted model, not a curated record
AUGGCGGAACCCAUCAGCCUCGCGUCUGGACUACUUACGCUUGCCACCUUCGCCUUUCAGUCCAGCAUCACGCUCUACAACACGAUUCAGAGUUUCCAAAAUCACCCUGAACGUGUACGCAGUCUCGCAGCAGAGCUAGAAGCGCUACAAGGAGUUCUGCGCACUCUAAGCGAUACCCUCAGCAAAACUACUGAUAUUGACGUCUCUGCCCUCAGUCUACCACUGCUACGAUGCGGCAAGGCUUGCGGAGAGUUUGAAGAGGAACUUAGGAAAUGCUCAUCACGGUCGAGUAGCAGUCGGACGAGCUUUCGGGACUGGGCGAAGCUGAAGUACAUGGGUGACGGCAUCGACGACUUCAGGCAGCUACUGGCUGGAUACAAAUCUACCAUUAGUAUCGCGCUCACCGAUGCCAACCUUCGCAAAUCUUCCGUUACAGCCGAAAGCCUCCAAGGUUACAAACGCCUCAUCAAGACCGCGACCGAUGAUCUUGAAGCACGCCUCGAGAGUAUCGACGAGAAGCUCGAAACUAUUUUCACGCGCACCGCCACCGACUCAGAGACAGUGGAAUUGCGCCACAUGCAGGAAGAGCGGCUGAGCACACAACAAUGUCUCCAGAUCUGCGCUCAGCUAUCUGAGCACAUCAGUCAGAUCCAGCUGAGACCCACACAACGCAGCCUAGGUUCUUCUGCGGAGUCAGCUGGUGUUCCUGAAAGAAUAGCUGGCGAGGCCAUGCAGGAGUGCAAGAUGCGCCUGAACCAAGCAACUGCAAAGCUGGAGGGGUACAUGCACGACGUGAUCAACCGACUGAUGACACAAUCUAAGGCAAGCAUGGCGCAGGAUGAAAUUGCGAACCUAGAAAGCCUUCGCGAGGAAUGGUCGACCGCUCGCCAGUGCAUGGACAUCUGCUUCAAGGCAGAUUACAACUUGAAAGAGAAAAUAAGCAUCAUCGAGAAUCAAGCUACCGGAGAUGAGACUGUUCAGUUCCUGGUGUCAACCAGCGAGAAGACUAUACAUGGUAAAAAUAGAGGGGAUGGCUUUAGAAUCAGGCAAGUCGGAGGUCACCUUAGCGAUGAGUCGCUCCAACAGCUGUCACGGGAUAUUGCGGUGAUUAGCUCUGUGAGGGAUGAAGUUCUAUCUCGGGAAGGUGACACACUGCCUAGCACCGAUAGUGCUGUCGGAGAGGCAGACAAAUCAGACUUUCAGCAACGCCACGGCCGUGGCAUGAGGCUUGCAUCUAAGUCUAAUUCGGGUCCCAAGUCGUCAGAUGGCAGCGAGCUUGAAGGCUCGCAGAAGAAACCAAGCGCAGGAUUACGGGCCGCAUGA